This is a messenger RNA of Taeniopygia guttata (zebra finch), 1499 nucleotides long. RefSeq names its product family with sequence similarity 181 member A (gene FAM181A). NCBI's taxonomy places the organism in Eukaryota, Metazoa, Chordata, Aves, Passeriformes, Estrildidae. The record is from RefSeq and is a predicted model, not a curated record.
UUUCCUAACUGAUCUUCAGCAUUUUUGCUUUGGAUUGUGUAAUUUUAAAAUGAAAGGUUUCCAUCGGGGUGAAGAGGAUAGGGAGAAUGGUAGAAAUCAUGGGGAAAUGAUUGUAUUAAUUAGCUGUCUUUCUGCGGCUGUCCCCAUGGAGACAAUUUGUGAUGGCAAAGAAUGCAAGGAGGGGAGGCUGAUGCCUGAUUGGGAUGCUUUGUAUUUGGCAAAGUGGCUUCUGAUUGGCCUGGGAGAGCCCCGAACUCGCUGGAGUCGAUAUUCAUUCAGCUUGCUCAAGUGCUUGCUAAACUACAUCCAAACACUGGCGGGCCCUGGCUGCCUCCGCCGAGGUUGGCGGUGUGUAACCUGCCUAACGAGAUUAGCGGGGAAGGGGCUCUCUCUUCUCUCUUCUCUCUCUCUCUCUCUCUCUCUCCCCUCCGCAGCGACGCUGCCGCCAGCACCGGUGAGAAAAGCUGCUGCGCGCCGGGUUUGCCUGAAGAAGGAUUAUAAACUUUUCAUGGGAAAUUCUGCACGGUGCAUUCAGUGAGAUGGCAUCGGACAGCGAGGUAAAAACUCUACUGAACUUCGUUAACCUGGCUUCGAGCGACAUCAAAGCGGCUCUGGAUAAAUCAGCUCCUUGUCGCCGGUCGGUUGACCACAGAAAAUAUUUGCAGAAGCAGCUCAAGCGGUUUUCGCAGAAGUACUCGCGGAUCCCACGGUGUCACCCCAGCAAAGCCCCUGAGUGCGGCUGGCGCAGGGGGGCAGAGGACCGGGCCCGCGGCCCCCAGCCCGAGGCACCUGAGCCCAGCCCCCACGGCGGGGCUGCCGCCGACAAGGUGAUGCAGACAGCCGAGGCAGAGGAGAGCCUCACCGGGGAACGGGUUUUGCAGGAACAAAAGCCCGAGGCUGCCCGACCGGACCAGGUGCCCAUGAGGAAGCGACAGCUCCCCGCGUCCUUCUGGGAAGAGCCACGGCCGGCCCAGAGCCUGACGGCCAGAGCCUUUGCUGCCAGCCCUGAGGGGCUCCAAACCCCCAGAGACCCUCCUCCCUAUGAGGGGAAGAAAAGCAAAAGGAGCCCAGACGCUGCUGGCCCGGAGAGCCCCCCUGACACUGCCCCACAUGCCGGGGAGAAGGACCCCGCCGGGCCCCUUUCGGGCCGAGUGGGUGCUUGGACCUGCUGCCCCUUCCCCUGCCCCGGGCCAGGCGUGUACCAGCCCCCGGGCGCGCUGCCCCCGUCGCCCUUCCCGGGGCUGGGGCUGUGGAGGAAGAGUGCGGCCACGCUGCCGGCGGAGGUGCCGCACUUCUGCAAGGAGGCCGAUGGCCAGGGGCAGAAACUCUACAGGCCCAUGGUUCUGAAACCCAUCCCUACCAAGCCCGCCAUCCCCCCUCCCAUCUUCAAUGUUUUUGGGUAUCUUUAGCGGGGCGGGUGUGGGAGUCAUGCCGAACACGACAGCUCCCGAGGGGGGUUUGAAAGGCCCGGCCAGCCCUCGGGCAUGAGCCGCUGGCAG